Echinostoma caproni is the source of this 822-nucleotide messenger RNA. Lineage: Eukaryota; Metazoa; Platyhelminthes; Trematoda; Plagiorchiida; Echinostomatidae. The record is from the annotation of a GenBank genome assembly.
AUGAGUGAUGUUCGGCACUCUAAAGAGGAUGGAGAUGACAGUAAGUUGGACUCUAGCGGUGCCGCCGCAAGUAGUCUGGGCGACUCCAAAUAUAACCUUAUGGAAGAUUAUUACAAGGCACUGAAAAAGUUGCAAUACGAGACGAUGAAAAUCGACGCAUCUUUCUACCGAGAACUCUUCGAGCUGGAAAUGAAAUAUGAUGCACAACAUCAGAAAAUUUUUGACCAACGAAAAGAGAUUGUUACGGGUCAGCAUGAACCUGCAGAUGACGAAUGUGAUUGGCCAUCCGAUAACGAGAAUGUUGCCGGUGAUGGGGAUGAAGUGGAGAAAUUGUGUGAUGAUGUUCAGAAGAAAGCCGGCUUUGAAACUUCGGACAGCGGAGAUAAAGAAGAUCUCAAAGGAAUUCCUGAAUUUUGGUUGAAGACAAUGAAGAACGUUUCCCUAUUAGAUGAGAUGAUCAAAGAACAUGAUGUAGAUAUUCUGAAGCAUCUCACAGACGUCAAGUGCAUUCUUCACAACGACGAACCGUAUUUUACAAACAAAGUUUUGACCAAGCGGUAUUUCUUCAACUACGAAAUAUCACGUGAUGAACCCUUCGAAUAUGAAGGUCCUGAGAUUGUGCGCGCAAAAGGCUGCGCCAUCAAUUGGAAUCCCGGGAAGAAUGUUACUGUGAAGCUCAUCAAGAAAGUACAGAAGAAGAAGAGCGGAAACGCCAAACGAACCAUAACGAAGAGCGUACAGGAAGAUUCAUUCUUCAACUUCUUCGAUCCUCCUUCUGAAGGUAUUUUGUUUGAUGUUCAUGCUAAUACUGUUCAGCCGUAA